AUGACUCCACAUACUUCGGCAAUAAUCAUUUCAAUAUGCUCCGCUCUCAAACCCUCGAAGAAUCUCACCAUCGCCUUAAACGAGGUUCCGCGCCUCAGCGUUGAAGUUAAGCCCACGGAGGGAGACUUCACCCUCCCAGAAGUCCGUCGUAUCCUCAACUUUCUAUGGUUCGCCUCACCUCGCCUGAACGAGCUACAUGCGCCAUACUGUGGCCCAGGCUCACUGGUUGCUCCUGGUCUCGAGUUUGCGCGUAUGUUCAGCACCGAUAUACACGCCUUCCUUUCUGAUGCCGAAUGGCGCGGUGAGCCCACCGAAGCCUUCUUCACCCGUGGACUACCCACUGCUAACAAGGUCAAAAUGCUCGAACCACCAUCUAUCCGCGGAUUGGACAUUGAAAACGAAGCAAUUAUCCGUGUCAAUACCACCGAAAGCUUUAAUGACAUAAUGAAUGGCACCGAGAUCCACGUCAGGGAUUGGGAAGGUCGACCAGGCAUCUUCCCCGGCGCCUACGACUUUUCUAGGCUCCUCGACAGAGAUCCUACGAAGAGAACCAUAGGCUUCUCGCAGCACGCUGGCACAUUAGACUCCGCCGCCAUCGAGAACUGGAUCAAGGUUUGUCACGGUAUCGUCAACAUUUGCUUGAACGAGACUGAGGAUCGAGUAGAAGGUGUGCUUGGGAAGCUGAAGUUACCCAGAUCUGCGGUUGGCUUCUCUGGUUCCUACACAGCAACUCAGUUUCUUGAAGAUAUUAAUCUCCAUGAACAAGCAGCUUACUACGAACCUCUGGGCCGGACCCCGUUCGUUCCGGAACUCGACACCCACCGCCUUCGCAGACCCGCCAUCAAUUUCGAAGAAGAAGAAGACUUGUCCCCGUACACCUUUGGCAUUGAGCUCGAGUUCCUCGUUCCUUUCACCAACACCAAGUAUACUGGCAAAGGCAUCAAAGACCAGCGCUGGGUCUACGACCAUUUCACUCCAUAUGUCAUCCCAAACGAGCGCGGCCAGGCUCACGAUGAAUCGGCGAAACAUCUAGAAACCAUACUCUGCGACGCCGGCCACUUUAGCGCCACGUUCGACACCAUCUUUGAUCUUCAGGACAAGUUCGAGGGCAAGGUUUGUAUCGACGGAAUUCAAUCCGUCGCAGACGCCAUGGGCUGUCACCUUCACUUCUUCGAAGAUAUCCUCGCAGAGUUCCAGUGCUGGUACAUCGAGAGAGACCCAAGCCUUUCGGACUGGGCUUCCGGUGAAAAGGGGUACGCCGGACACAUCGGCAUAGAGAUGUCCAGUCCCAUCUUACGUGACUCGCCCAAAGAUUUUGGUAAGAUAGUCGACGUGUUGAGGAUCCUCCGCGGCGGGCUGAGACCGAUGCUGGACAUCAGCUGUGGCCUUCACGUUCACGUGGGUAGCGUUCGCGGCUUUUCACUGCACAGCUUGAAGCGUAUAGCAACGUUGAUCAUGAUUGUUGACCCGAUUCUCUAUACCCUUGUUCAUCCGUCGAGGCAGUGGAGUCCCAUGACGGAGCCUCUCCACCUAGAAGCGACUGUCGCAAAGGCGGAGGACUUGCCAGACUACACCGCAGCGUUUGAAUUCGAGGAUGCAUAUGACAAAUCGGAAAGCAACCCCCUCCAGGUAGUUAUGUCCAAGGUGCUCUUGGAUUUGGAGGCCAACGUCCCCAUGAAUGACUUGCCCCGGAAGCUGCGGGGUCAGCUGGCCAAGCUCUGGGCUACGGAUAGCCUCGCCAGCUUUCUGGGCCAGCUCGCUCCGUUUCGUGGGUGCAAGGGCGGUACCGCUUUCGGCGCGCUCAAGUGGGAUUUUACGAAGCCGAGCAAUGGCCCACGUGUAAAGGGAACCAUCGAGUUCAGAAUGCUUGAGGGUACGCUCGAUCCGGUGCUGAUUACGCACUGGACCAAGCUGCUUCUCAGGAUUGUGGAAAAGGGAGACGCCGCGACAACGAAGGAGUACUUUGCUAUGCUUUCUACCCUCGCCGAGGAGCGAGAAAAUGCCGACGAAAAGCUUGCUGCGUUGUUGGGUGCCCUUGGCCUUGAGAGGCACCUGUCGUUCUGGAGCAAGGUCAUGCAGAAGAAUCAAGCUAUGGACGUCGACCUGGAGGAAAACGAUUAUGGAAGGAAGAUCAUGCCCGAAGAUUGGGAGCUGCCCAUAUAUCGAGAGGCGGAAGGUAAUAGGCAGGAGUUCGAACGCGGUUGGUAUGAGCGAAACGUUGUCAGACUCCCAGAGCUUGACGAGGAUAUUUGGGACAGGAUCAUAGGUAUUCUUUGA
Molecule: messenger RNA, 2277 nt
Organism: Colletotrichum acutatum
Lineage: Eukaryota; Fungi; Ascomycota; Sordariomycetes; Glomerellales; Glomerellaceae
Exons: 2
Coding region: 1-2277 (758 amino acids)
Source: RefSeq, a predicted model, not a curated record